GUGGGAGUGGCCAGCUCCUAGCAGGAGGAGGAGGCUGGGCCGUAGCAGCGGAACUGAGCCCGACUGGUGUCGUCGCUGACACGCUGAUAGAAAGUUGUCCGAGAGGAUCCUGGAAAGAUGUCCGACGAAGAGCAGCAAGAGCAGACCAUCGCCGAAGACCUGGUGGUCACCAAGUACAAGAUGGGGGGUGACAUCGCCAACCAGGCGUUGCGUACCGUGGUGGAGGCGGCCAAGCCGGGGGUCUCGGUGCUCAGCCUGUGCGAGAAGGGAGAUGCCCACAUCAUGGCGGAGACUGGAAAGAUCUUCAAGAAGGAGAAGGAAAUGAAGAAAGGCAUCGCCUUCCCCACCAGUGUCUCGGUUAACAACUGUGUGUGCCACUUCUCUCCCUUGAAGAGUGACCCUGACUACACACUGAAGGAGGGGGAUCUGGUCAAAAUUGAUCUCGGGGUCCAUGUCGAUGGUUUCAUCUCUAAUGUGGCUCACAGCUUUGUCGUUGGAGCGACGAAGGAUGCUCCAGUGACGGGAAGGAAAGCGGACGUUAUCAAGGCUGCCCACCUCUGCGCGGAAGCUGCUCUGCGUCUCGUCAAGCCUGGAAACCAGAACACACAAGUGACAGAGGCCUGGAACAAGGUUGCUCAGUCAUUCAAGUGCACCCCCAUUGAAGGAAUGCUCUCCCAUCAGUUGAAGCAACACGUCAUUGAUGGAGAGAAAACCAUCAUUCAGAAUCCUACAGACCAGCAGAGGAAGGACCAUGAGAAGGCGGAGUUUGAGGUCCAUGAAGUGUAUGCUGUUGAUGUGCUCGUCAGCACCGGGGAGGGAAAGGCGAGGGAUAGUGGACAGAGAACCACCAUCUACAAGCGGGACCCCAGCAAGCAGUAUGGCCUGAAGAUGAAGACAUCCCGCAUCUUCUUCAGUGAGGUGGAGCGACGCUUUGACGCUAUGCCCUUCACUCUUCGGGCGUUUGAGGACGAGGCCAAGGCUCGGCUCGGCGUGGUCGAGUGCGCCAAGCACGAGCUGCUGCAGCCCUUCAGCGUGCUGCACGAGAAGGAGGGGGAGUACGUGGCCCAGUUCAAAUACACAGUGCUGCUGAUGCCCAACGGGCCCAUGCGGAUCACCAGCGGGCCCUUCGAACCCGAGCUCUACAAAUCGGAACAUGAGGUGCAGGACCCUGAGCUCAAGGCGCUGCUGCAGAGCUCGGCCAGUCGGAAGACACAGAAGAAAAAGAAAAAGAAGGCUUCCAAGAACGCAGAGAAUGCUACUGGGCAACCGGUUGAAGAGAAUGAGGCUGCGUAGUGGACAGCGUCCUUGUUCCACACUGUGCAAACACACACACACGCACGCGCACACACACGUACUUCCCAAAGAAGAAACUUAAGAGAGUGUAACCUGCCCCCGUUGCAAAGUAUUGAGUGUUUUCGCCCCAACCGCAUUUCUUAGUUCACUGCUCCAUAUUUCAGCUAGACACAGAUUGGGUCCAGAUCCUUUCCAGUUCCCCUUUAUCUGACUGAAAAAGAACCUUAUGACAGGUUUUGUAUCCUUGUCUAGUUCUGCAGUUCCGCUGGAUGUAAAGCAAUCAGUGUCCGGUGGCUCUCCUUCCCCUGCUCUUGCCUUUAGAGUUACACAGACCCCCCCUCCCCCUUGUAAUACCGUAUUUUCUACUCCUUCAUAGGUGUGUUGCUCUUAGAGUCAAUUAAAAUAUAAAAGGUUAAGCAUAUUUGUUUCAGUCAUGAAAUUUUAAGAAUUUAUAAUACAGGACGCAGUGCCUGUAACUUUCAGUAACAUGGAUCCUUUACUGAAUGCUGAUGUCUUAGGCUAACAUGGUUGUGGUGUGUGAUCUACCUUCCCUGAAAGUGUAGUUUGAAGUAAAGGGGGCGUGUUGGUUGAAACCCACUUGUUGUCCUCUAGCUGAGGACACAACUCCUGCAGAGAUGCCCCCUGUGAGGUUGGACUGUUGGAACUACCCCCUCGCCGCUCGGCCAUGGCCAUUCCGCUUGGAUUCUCCUUUAAUCUUGUCUGGGGAAAACCUGAUGACAACUUUAAUAAAAUACAUUAGUUCUUGUAUUUUUUGUGAAAGGAAUACCUCACUUUACAUGACUGAUGCUCUUAUUCAAUAUAAGUAUAAAGCGUUUGAUUUUGAGAAAUGCUCAUUUUUUUGGACAAAAACUGCAUUUGUCAAUGAUGGUAUGUGAAAAUAUGGGGUUUUGUUUUCUUCUGUCUAAUAGCAAAGCAGGCUGUUUUAUGUUGUCACACCACAAAUAUACUUGUUUAAAAAAAAAAAAAAAAAGUGGUGAACUAAUAAUGAGAAG
Messenger RNA from Scleropages formosus (Asian bonytongue), 2306 nucleotides. RefSeq names its product proliferation-associated protein 2G4. The transcript is spliced from 13 exons. The coding region runs from base 118 to 1293 and encodes 391 amino acids. The record is from RefSeq and is a predicted model, not a curated record. NCBI's taxonomy places the organism in Eukaryota, Metazoa, Chordata, Actinopteri, Osteoglossiformes, Osteoglossidae.